AUGCCUAUGCUCAAGGAUCCAUCUACAAAAUAUAAGCCCUUUAAGCCGCUUAACCUUCCCAACCGGACAUGGCCCAACAAGACCAUUGAGAAGGCCCCCCGGUGGCUUGCUACUGAUCUCCGUGAUGGAAACCAAUCUCUCCCCGACCCAAUGGAUGGCGAACAAAAAUACCGUUUCUUUAAGAUGCUCGUCGAUAUUGGUUACAAGGAAAUCGAAGUAUCCUUCCCGUCCGCCUCCCAAAUCGACUUCGAUUUCACCCGCCGCCUUGUCGAAGAGCCUGGCCUUACUCCUGACGAUGUCUGGCUCCAAGUCCUCUCUCCCUGCCGUGAGGAUCUCAUUCGUCGCACCGUCGAUUCCCUGAAGGGUGCUAAGAAGGCUAUUCUCCACAUCUACCUCGCUACCAGCCCAUGUUUCCGCCGCAUUGUCUUUAACAUGGACCGGAAACAGAGUCUCGAGAAGGCCGUUGCAUGCGCCAAGUAUGCUCGCUCCAUUACCAAAGACGACCCCGCCAUGGCUGGCACAGAAUGGCAAUUCGAGUUCUCCCCGGAGACUUUCUCAGACACCGAGCCGGACUUUGCGAUCGAGGUCUGCGAGGCUGUAAAGGCUGCUUGGGAGCCUACCGUCGAGAACCCUAUUAUCUUCAAUCUGCCCGCUACCGUCGAGAUGUCUACUCCCAAUGUAUAUGCGGAUCAAAUUGAAUAUUUCUGCACGAACAUGACCGAGCGUGAAAAGUUUGUUGUUUCCCUUCAUCCCCAUAAUGACCGCGGCUGCGCUAUUGCCGCUGCUGAGUUGGCGCAAAUGGCUGGUGCCCAGCGUGUUGAGGGCACUCUUUUCGGUAACGGUGAACGUACCGGAAAUGUUGAUCUGGUCACCCUGGCUCUCAACCUGUACACGCAAGGUGUCUCACCCAACGUCGACUUUUCCGAUAUUCCCUCGGUGAUCAAGGUUGUGGAGGAGAGCAACAAGAUUCCCGUUAACGAGCGGUGGCCAUAUGGAGGUGCCCUUGUCACAAGUGCCUUCUCAGGCUCACAUCAAGAUGCUGUCAAGAAGGGCUUCGCCAUCCGUGAGGCCGAAAACGCCACCGAUGCAGACGAGUGGAUCAUCCCCUACCUGCCCAUUGAUCCUCAAGAUAUUGGACGGACAUACGAAGCCGUUAUUCGUGUCAACUCCCAGAGUGGCAAGGGCGGUGCUGCUUGGAUCAUUCUCCGCAGCCUUGAGCUUGACCUGCCCCGUGCUCUUCAAGUCGAAUUCAGCAAAAUUGUGCAGAAGGAGACCGAGGCUCGUAACCGAGAGCUGCGGCCUGCCGAGAUUGUGAACCUCUUUGAGGAGGCUUAUCACCUCAAGUCCAACCCUCGCUUCAACCUCAUCGACUACAAUAUCACCACCGACCGCUCACAGUCGCCUGCUCCGCCGGAAGCCGGCAAGGCACUUAACACUAAGAACCUUAAGCGUCGCUUCACCGGUAUCGUUGAGAUUGAUAACAAACAACAUGCUAUCACCGGCGUUGGCCCUGGUGCUAUCUCCUCCCUUGCAGCUGCCCUUUCUUCCCUCGGUAUCGACCUCGAUGUCGUUGACUACAAGGAGCACUCUAUUGGUCUCGGUCGGGAGGUCAAGGCUGCCACCUAUAUUCAGUGCACUGCUUCAGGCAGCAAGGAGCAAGUGUGGGGUGUCGGUAUUUCCCAAGAUGUGGUCCAGGCCAGUUUGAUUGCCCUGCUUAGCGCCGCCAGCUCGUUCCUUACCUCCACUGCUGGUUCUCCCGCUCCUUUCCGUCCCAUCCGCUCCAACACCCUGACCAACGAGGACCUCCACGCCCUCGAGCAGCUGAGCGGUGGCCCUGCUGCCCAAGCCAAUGACGGACUCGGUCCCAAGGUUAACAUUGAACAGCUGACCAAGCAAGCCGAGCAGCAGUAA
Molecule: messenger RNA, 1911 nt
Organism: Penicillium macrosclerotiorum
Lineage: Eukaryota; Fungi; Ascomycota; Eurotiomycetes; Eurotiales; Aspergillaceae
Product: 2-isopropylmalate synthase
Exons: 4
Coding region: 1-1911 (636 amino acids)
Biological process (GO): L-leucine biosynthetic process
Cellular component (GO): mitochondrion
Molecular function (GO): 2-isopropylmalate synthase activity
Source: RefSeq, a predicted model, not a curated record